CGGACCCACGUGUCCCUCUUUUAUUUUCUUCCGACUCCGACAGAAUGAGAAGACAGAUGUUAUGAAAUGGGAAUAUAGCCGGCCAAGACAUAGCCCGAUAAGAAGCUUGUGGACUUUACUUUUCACAAGGUUUUGAUGACAACAUCGUACAUUAAACAUGCACUCUCAGAUACUGUGUAGCGGCUCAACAGCGGUCAUCGCUUCGAGAAGGAUUCGGAAUAUUUUAGGUGCUGUCCUGGGAAGAGAUGGCUGGAUGUGGAGAACACAUGAGGUCAAACUUAUCAACACAUCCUCAGGUGAUACAGUGAAGAUUGGAGAGAUAUCUUACAAACUCAAAACACCCCGAAAUCCAGAACUUGUUCCUGUCAAGCACAUUUCAGACUCCCUACCUCAGACAGUGGCUCAGCACCUGCGAUGGAUAAUGCAGAAAGAUCUUUUGGGUCAGGAUGUGUUUCUUAUUGGUCCCCCAGGACCACUGAGACGAUCCAUAGCCAUGCAGUACCUCGAGUUAACCAAACGGGAAGUAGAGUAUGUUGCUCUAUCCAGGGACACCACAGAGACUGACCUGAAACAGAGGAGAGAGAUCCGCUCAGGGACAGCCUUCUAUAUAGACCAGUGUGCAGUUAGGGCAGCAACACAUGGUCGAGUCCUGGUCCUGGAGGGUCUUGAAAAGGCAGAGAGAAAUGUUCUACCUGUCCUUAACAACCUGCUGGAGAACAGAGAGAUGCAGCUGGAGGAUGGACGGUUCCUCAUGUCAGCUGAGCGUUACGACAAGCUGCUGCAGGAACACACUAAAGACGAACUGGACAGCUGGAAGAUUGUUCGUGUAAGUGAGGACUUUAGGGUCAUCGCUCUUGGUCUCCCUGUCCCCAAGUAUAAGGGCAACCCGCUGGAUCCUCCUCUCCGCUCUCGCUUCCAGGCCAGAGACAUCUAUUACCUACCAUUCAAGGACCAAUUGGAGCUGCUGUAUACAGCAGGACCAAACAUUGCUGCAGAAAGAGUGUCCCAGCUGUUGUCACUAGCCACUACACUGUGUUCCCAAGAAUCAUCCAACCUUGGCCUUCCUGACUUCCCUGUGGACAACCUACUUCCUGCCACCCAUGUGCUGAACACUUUCCCCAUGAUGUCCUCCCAGCAGCUAGUCCAGAGACUUUACCCCUACAACAGCUUCUUGGGCAAAGAAGGGCGCACUGCGGUGGAGGGUGUACUCAGCAGAUUUGAGCUUUUGGAUGGUCAUCGUCAACCAGCACCCAGCGCCAUUUUGAAUGUGUCCCUGACAAAGGAUCUUGAGGGCCACGCAGAUGUCACAAUAUGUGUUGCAGACAAGGACAUCACCUUCCAGGUCCCAGCAGGCACCAAGAAGCUGUGUCCACCCAACAGAAGCCGUAUCUUCGUCAGUACACCAAGCCACUCCCAGCUGAUGGCUGAGAUGAUGCAAUCACACAUGGCUAAGGACAUAUGUCUGAUAGGAGCCAAGGGUUGUGGCAAGUCAGUGAUUGCAAGAGAGUUUGCUGAGAUGCUUGGUUACAGUACAGAGUCUGUCAUGCUCUACCAGGACAUGACAGCAAGGGACCUUCUCCAGCAGAGGUAUACUCUCCCUAACGGAGACACAGCGUGGAGGCCGUCCCCACUGGUCACUGCUGCCAUUGAAGGCAAGCUGCUGCUUCUGGAUGGUAUACACAGGGUCAACCUGGGGACCUUGGCUGUGCUGUCUAGGUUACUCCAUGAUAGAGAGUUGGAUCUGUAUGAUGGAACCAGGCUGCUGAGGUGGGACAGAUACCAGACACUGAAGGAAGAACUACAGUUCAGUGACAAGCAACUGCAAGAGAGGUCAAUCCUCCCCAUCCAUCCAUCAUUCAGGGUGCUGGCAAUGGCAGAGCCUCCGGUUGUGGGUGCCAUUACAGGCAGCAUCAGCAGCAGAGGUCAGCAGUGGCUGAGCCCAGAGCUGCUCACUAUGUUCCUCUACCACACUGUCACACCCCUGGGCAAAGCAGAGGAGAUGGACCUCAUACAAGCACUGACCCCCUGUGUUCCAAAGGAAGGAGCAGAGCAUCUAUUGCACCUCACACACAGUCUACGCAAGACAAACGACCCCACAGCGCAGUCUCUGGCCUCGUCUUUAUCCACCAGACAGUUGUUGAGGAUCUGUCGCCGUCUCUCUCAGUACCCUGAGGAGAGCAUCGCUCAUGCUGUCAAUAAGGCUUGUCUCUCCAGGUUCCUGCCCAGUCUGGCCCGAGCCUCUCUUGAAAAAAGCCUUGCCAACUCCUCCAUACAGGACGCAUCAUAUCCUGCUGACACUCGUGACUUCAGCUGUAUGGUAAAGGAUGGUGUGUUGACUAUUGGCAAUGUAUCUGCUCCUGUCUACAACCCCAAUGACAAAAUUAAGGUUCCAGAUGUCCUCUUCUAUGAUAAUCCCCAGCACAUGAUGGUAAUGGAAGACAUGUUGAAAGACUUUCUAUUAGGAGAGCACCUCCUCUUGGUGGGCAACCAGGGCGUGGGUAAGAAUAAAAUAGUGGACAGGUUCCUGCACCUUCUGAACAGGCCCAGAGAAUACCUGCAGCUCCACAGGGAUACAACUGUCCAGACUUUGACCCUGCAGCCUUCUGUCCAAAAUGGCAUCAUCAUUUAUGAGGACUCACCUCUGGUGAAGGCAGUGAAACUGGGUCAUAUAUUAGUGAUUGACGAGGCCGACAAAGCCCCCACUAAUGUUACCUGCAUCCUCAAAACCCUGGUUGAGAGUGGAGAGAUGAUUCUGGCCGAUGGGCGCAGGAUCAUAUCAGAUCCACAUGAAGCUGAGGGGAGGCCCAAUAUCAUUGUCAUGCACCCAGACUUCAGGAUGCUUGUACUGGCUAACCGGCCUGGUUUUCCUUUCCUUGGCAAUGACUUUUUUGGAGCUCUAGGUGAUAUUUUUAGCUGCCAUGCUGUGGACAAUCCAAAGCCCCAUGCUGAGCUGGCUAUGCUUAAACAGUACGGCCCCAAUGUUCCUGAUGCAACACUGCAAAAACUGGUGGCUGCCUUUGGAGAACUAAGGUCCAUGGCUGACCAGGGAACCAUCACCUACCCCUAUUCUACUCGAGAGGUGGUCAACAUUGUCAAACACCUCCAGAAAUUCCCUGAGGAGGGUUUGGCCAACGUGGUGCGAAAUGUCUUCGACUUUGACUCGUACAACAAAGACAUGCGAGAGCUUCUGAUUGAAGCACUGCACAAACAUGGGAUUCCCAUUGGAGCCAAGCCCAGCUCUGUCAAACUAGCUAAGGAGUUGCCCCUGCCAGAGGUUAAGAUGACAGGCUACUGGACAAUAAACCAAGGUGGCAACGCUCGCCGCAAACUGCUCUGUCCCACUGAGACACACCCUAUAGACAUCAAGGGCCCUGUGUUUCUGCGUGUUCAGGGUUACCCCUGCAACAGACAGGAAAGCAGGGCUUUGAGUUUCACUGAAGAGAAAGCCCACUGGCAGAUUCCCAUGAAUGAAGUCAACAUCAUCUGUGAUGUCACCACCAAAGAUGAUGUUGUGUACGUGGCUACGUGUAACCCAGUGUCCCUGUAUGCCAUGAAGGAGCGCGGAGAGACAAUUCAGUGCAUGGAGCUUUAUGACGUCUUUCCCAGGACCAUCAGUGGUGUUUGGCAGCCCUUUGUCACUGUUGCUCCACUUGGGAGUCCUCUGGAUGGACAGGUGGUGCUGCACGAGGAGCAGAGUAACACAGUGCUCCAUUUGGACUUGGUAACAGGCGCAGUGCGGAGGCUCAUGUUGUCUCCAGACAGUGACCAGCCCUCCACCAGAACCUCCAGUUGGUGGAGCAGUAAGGAACAGCAGGGAGGGCAUAAAAUGUGUCAUGACUUUGCCCACAAAAACUGGCUUCUCUUCUUUAAGGAGGAUGGCAACCACCUGGAGGUGCUGGAUGUGCUGGAAGGCCGGGUUCAUUCCAUCUCCCUUCCCAUCAACUUGAAAUCUGUCUUUCUUGUUGCUGAGGACCGCUGGCUGCUGCUGGAGAGCAACACCAACAAGAAAUUCCUGCUGACAAAGCCCAUGCAUAUGGCCGCUGAAGACUCUGGAGUGUGUCAGCUCCACAGCAUCAGUGAAGACUCAGUCAGCUCAGGCCAUGGAGCCAGCUCAGCUGAGGUGUCUGUACCCCAGAUGCUGUCAUGUGAGCAGCUACCCAAUGAGAACCUCAGCGCCGCUUUGGACCAAAAGAUUGUUUCACCUAACCGUAUACUCGCCGACAGUGGUUCCUUUGCACGAGUCGUUGUGGGCUUCCCUGACCUUGUGUCCCCUAAUGAGGUGUACAGCUUUAAGAGGCCUAUUGACCUAUCAGUGAUGAAGAGCAGUGAGAGUGGGGCUCACAUGUUUCUUCGAGGAGGACUUCGGUCUGGCGUACCCAAACGACAGAAUUGUGUCAGUCUUCUCUCAGCUAAUCAGGUGGUCCGAGCCCUUCCGCCACACAAAGUGCCCCUGAAGGAGGUGUACCCCAAAGAUGUCACACCUCCAAUGACAGCAGCGUACCUGGAGGUGACUGAUAUGAACUCCAAAAAAGUCAAAUAUAUUCCUAUCCCAAGGUCAAUGACUGUGUCACCUUACACCAACUGGUUGUCCAAGGUGUCAGAGUCUGAUGUGCUGAUGGCUCCUCUUGGUUCUGGAGGUGUGGUCACUGUGGAUAUGGGAGGGUACGUCCGGCUUUGGGAGACAGGGUUGGACACCCUGCAGCGAUCACUGAUGGAAUGGAGGAAUAUGAUUGGGAUGGAGGACGGCAGACCUGUACAGAUUACCAUCCAGAGGGACAGUGGCCUGGAUGUCACUGCCCCAAAACAUGGCAAGAUGGACCCCAACAAUGCUCCUCAUGUUGGGGGAAACCAGUGGGCUGGAGGCACAGGCGGCAGAGACACUGCAGGGCUGGGUGGCAAAGGGGGUCCAUAUCGGCUGGAUGCCGGGCACAAAGUCUACCAGGUUUCCCAGGCUGAGAAAGACUCAGUUCCAGAAGAGAUCCGCAGGGCAGCCCGUGAAAUGGGUGAGAAAGCCUUCAAAGACAGGCUGAAGGAGAUUGACAUGAGCGAGUAUGAUGCUGCCACGUACGAGCGCUUCUCCAAAGCUGUUAGGAGACAAGUUCAGUCUCUACGCAUCAUCCUGGACAGUUUACAGGCUAAAGGGAAGGAACGACAGUGGUUGAAGAACCAGGCUCUGGGAGAACUGGAUGAUGCUAAAAUCAUUGACGGACUGACUGGAGAGAAGGCUAUAUAUAAACGCAGAGGAGAGUUGGACCCAGAGCUGGGCAGUCCUCAGCAGAAACCCAAGCGUUUGAGGGUGUUAGUCGACGUAUCGGGCAGCAUGUACCGCUUCAAUGGUGUGGACGGCAGGUUGGAGCGCUCCAUGGAGGCUGUGUGUAUGGUCAUGGAGGCUCUGGAGAACUACGAGCACAAGUUCAAGUAUGACAUAGUUGGCCACUCAGGCGAUGGCUACGACAUUGAGCUGGUCAGAGUGGACAAAGCCCCCAAGAAUAACAAGCAGAGACUCAAAGUCCUCAAGAUCAUGCAUGCCCACGCUCAGUUCUGCAUGAGCGGUGACUACACUCUGGAGGGCACGGAUGCCAGCAUUAAGGAACUGGCGCGAGAAGAGGCUGAUGAGCACUUUGUGGUGGUGCUCAGUGAUGCCAACCUGGAGCGCUAUGGCAUCCGUCCCGAGCGUUUUGCCCACGUCCUGACCUCUGACCCGCAGGUUAAUGCCUUUGCCAUCUUCAUCGGAUCCCUUGGCGAUCAGGCUGAAAGACUCCAGAAGACCCUGCCAGCAGGGAGAUCCUUCGUUGCCAUGGACACCAAGCAGAUCCCUCAAAUACUGCAGCAGAUCUUCACAUCUACAAUGCUCUCCAGUGCCUAAGAUGCACAGGCAUAUACGCUCACUUCUUAUCACAUAUAUUCAAAAGCUUACGGUUUGCUGCGAACUCUCAAACUUGUCACACUUUGACUUAUCACAGUGAUAACCCACUUUCUGUACCAGAUUCUAUGAGUUGAGCUCGGGUCUGAAAACUUGUCUCUGAUCAGGCCUGAAGAGGAAAGACAGUCAUGUGUACUGUUUUACAGAGGCCUUCAGUCUGUGUGACACAGUUAAAUAGUGUUUAGCUGCUUUUGACUGUGCCUCGGGGUUAUAGCUACUGUACAAGCUUCUCUGCAGAAAGCCUGUGAUCUUGUGCAGUAUGACUAUGUUCUACUGUGAUGACACAUAGUACAGCGAUAUUAUGGAAGCCUGUAUUCUGUCUCAGACCUCAUGCGGGGCUCAAACACACAGCCUAACCUGUUGUUGUUUUUGUGUUUUUGUGCAGUGACGAAUGUACACGUAUGUCCUUGUCCUGUUUUUGGUUGUGAGCAACUUUAUUGAGAGGAGGGGAGGGUUGUGAACUUGAAACGGCCUCAUUUGUUUGGAUUUCCUCCUCAUUUAUCACGUGUCACACAGAGCAACACACAGACCCAUGCAGGAAGGGCAGGAAUGACGUGCCACCUGACUGACACUUGGAUGUGGCAAGAAGCAAUAUCUUGGCUCUUUUGGAAUUCUGGGACUGUGACCAGGGAAUUUCCCACCUGACUGCACACACUCUUUAAAGGCAGCCAAUGUUGCACAACCCCCUUCCGUGUGUGCGUGUGUGUGUUUGCCUACAGCAUCUAUGUCAACAUGCACAAGCCCUUUCCUUCCUGACUGCGGGACCUUGCAGUGCCUUGUGCACGUCUCAGUCCUGGAAUCUGAGAUCAUCUUUCUUUGCCAGAUCUCCCACUCCUCUUUCUUCAACAAACACAUAAAUACGUUUUCCACUACAAGGCAAAUUAGCAAAAAAAGUUCUCUUUAGACUCAGUCCAUCAGUGUGUAUGCAUAGCUGUGCAUGUUUAGAGAUUACGUGCACACGGACCUGUGAGUGUACAUGGUCUUAAUAAUUCUGCAUCCAAUUCCAUAAUCAGGUUUUGAUGCUUGGUGUUCACGCCUCACUUUGUUGACUGAUAGGAUCAAUAGAACAGCUGGUCUAACUAACUCUGUAUUGAUCCGGCUCUGAUAGAGGGCCUGUCCCUGUUUUAAUUAACCUACUUUUGUCUCCAUUUGAUCUGUCUUGGUUUCUCCCAGUCUGCAGUUGGAAGGAGCAAAAGUAACUUCUGUGUGGAUGUGUUUAAACAUGUUUGCUUGAUGAAACUUCAUGUUUGGGCAUAUAGGCAGUGUGUCUAAAAGCAUACUAAACUCAUAUGCAUUUUGAACCUAUUUAGUAUUAUUUGAUUGUAUAAUAUGUUAUUACUUUGUGAACAAAAAUGUAAAUGUAAUGUACAAAAAUGUAAUGAAAUUUCAGCUGAUUCCCUACAUUUUUUUUGUCUUGUUAUCUAAUUAAAUUAUAAAAUUAGG
Messenger RNA from Scatophagus argus, 7366 nucleotides. It is a transcript of the gene vwa8, whose product is annotated as von Willebrand factor A domain containing 8. The coding region runs from base 158 to 5866 and encodes 1902 amino acids. Lineage: Eukaryota; Metazoa; Chordata; Actinopteri; Scatophagidae. The record is from RefSeq and is a predicted model, not a curated record. The transcript has 45 exons. Gene Ontology annotation, cellular component: cytoplasm. Gene Ontology annotation, molecular function: ATP hydrolysis activity; ATP binding.